Lodderomyces orthopsilosis Co 90-125 is the source of this 3135-nucleotide messenger RNA. RefSeq lists its product as uncharacterized. The record is from RefSeq and is a predicted model, not a curated record. The coding region runs from base 1 to 3135 and encodes 1044 amino acids. NCBI's taxonomy places the organism in Eukaryota, Fungi, Ascomycota, Pichiomycetes, Serinales, Debaryomycetaceae. The transcript has a single exon.
AUGGACUUCGAAGAACGCUUAGCAAGAGCAGAAAGAUCGGAUUCACCUUCAUUAGUUGGUGCAUCGUUAAGAUCUGCGGACGACUCACCACACAAGAAUUACAUUCAUCCAGAAAAGUAUGUGUCGUCAAGAGCUGAAUCGAGAUCAAAAUCGAGAACAAGAUCAAGUAAAUUGAAACUGUCAAUCACUGCCUCUUUGGAUGAUUUGAUCAAUGAAGGUGCAUUGUUGGGCUCUGAGGAGGAUUUUGAUAAGUUCUUGGAUAGUGACGGUACUGUCAAGAAUGAGGCGAAAUACACUAAUAAGUUGGAUGAAGAAGGCAUCAAGGAAGAGGAUGAAGGAAAGGAGAGUAUCGAACCCGAAGAGAUUCAACAAAAGAUCAAAAAGGCGAUUGAGGGAGAUGAACCGUUGAGAGGAAGAAGUGCGAAAGUAGAGGGAAGAAACUUGGAAGAGAAUCCUGUAGGAAAAGAGAUAAAGCCAACUAGUUCCAACAACGCUGCAUCCUCAUUCUACAAGCAGAGUGACUAUUCUACCCCAAAUUUGUCAGACUAUCAAUUGGAUCAGAACAUUACCGACCACAAUGAUUUUGUCAGCCAUGUUAAAUCUUACAAUUUGGAAAAGUUACCUCGCUCUAAUCUGUCCGUGGGGGAUGAUGAGAAGGCUUCUACAUUGUCGAGACCAUCAUUCCACACUACAUUAUCCUCAGCGCAGCAACAGAGAUUAGAGAGUAGUUUGAAUCCUUUUCACACCGAUAGACCAAGAUCAAGAUCCAGAUCUGCUAACCCAACAUCACGAAUUGCCGCACGCUCAUCAUCAUCCUCAAGUCAUUUAGCUAGAGGCGAUUCGUAUAAGAAUGUUCAUGGAGAUGAGCCUUCCAAGUACGAGUUACCACCAUCUUUCUCAAAUGACGAAUUAAAGGAAUCGGAGGAAGAGGAUAGAGGAAGGGCAGCAAGGCCCACUUUGGGAGAUUCUAUUGCUGCUGCCGAGGCCAGGAAAGCUAGAGGAGAAAACGAUCCUUUUAUCCCUGAAUUCGAGUCUAAUCCAAUUAGUAGAGAACCCUCUUUGGUGACAACUGGAGAUUAUACCAAUUUUGAAGUGGACAACCCUCGCUCCCCAGUUAAAUACAAACCCAAUGCAAGAUUUAUCAGGUCUAGCUCAAGCCACCCAAUGGAUGAAAAGAAUGAUUCUAAUGUAGAUGGAUUGAUGGAGGAAGGUGCAUUGGUAACAGAUGAUCCGUAUGCGUCGAUAGAUCAAUUGGACAGCUUGAUGGAGGAGGUUUUGCAAGGAAAGAAAGAGUCAGGGCUGAAAGAAGGAGGUGAAAAAGUCAAACUGAAGAAGCACGAGAAGACAGACUUAAAAGAUGAAGGGGAUGCUAAAAAAAAGGGCUCCUUGGUGGAAGAAAAGGGAGAAGAUUUAGCGUCUCCAGAAUCCAACGAGAAGUCAAUGAAAGAGGAUGAGAAGAAUGUUGGGGACGUCACUACUUCAGUCAAGAAAGAAAUUAAAGAUGAAGUUACAAGUGACGAGCCAAAUGAGAAAGUAGCGGCAGAAAACUUUGACUCGCUUGAGGCAACGGAGUCCAAAGACACUGAAGAGGAAGAGAAUAUUACUUCAAGUAAAGAGCCGGCAAAGGAUGAAAAAGAAUCAACACAUGAAGAAUUAAUUGAAGAGGAUGCAAAGCGUGCUGAAGUUGAGGGAAAUGAGAAAGAUGAUGCCGAUACAACCACUUUGAAAGAAGAGGGCGCUUUGACCAGCGAAGAUCCUUUUGAGCUCGUUGAAGAAACUGAGUUGAGGGAAGGCGUGCCUACUGAUGACUCAAAAGAGAAGAAGUCCAAAGUACCAGAGGAGAGAAAGGAGGAUGAUAACGCAAAGUUAAGAACGAGCAAGACAAAACCAGAGGACAACUUGAUUCAGGGAUCGCUCAAUACCGAUGGGCCUGCUGACUUAGAGAAUAUCGAGAAAGAAGAAAAUGAAGGGCUCAAAGAGAACGCAAUUGAACAACAAGAAGAGAAUGAAGGAAAAAUACCUAAAGAUGAACAAGCAGAAAUGGAUUCGGCCGAGAAGAACAAACCGAACUUGAUUGUUGGUGGAGCCGAUGAAAUAGAACUGGUUGAUAAAGAAGAUUCAGAAGAGUCUAAACCAAAAGAGCAAGUUAAUGAUGAGGCGCCAUCCAAUGAAGGCACCGAGAUAGAAGCACUGAAGUCUAAGGACAUUGACAGCUCUAAGUUGUCCAAACAGGAGCAAGUUGACGAUGAAUUACAAGCGGGUAAAGACAAAACCGAUGGAGAACCCACGUUGAUAACUUCGGAAGAAGAUUCAUCUGACAAGUUAUUAAGAGGAACUCUCAAUGCAGAUGGUCCUGAAGACUUGAUUGAGGAAAAACGCGAACAUACUGGAAAGGAUGUUCAGGAAUUACACUCGAAGAAGGAUGCUGAGACAACUGAGGAGACUGGGGAUAAGAAAGAACAUGAAGUAAAGGAUGAGUCCAGUAAAACAGCCGAAUCAGAAGAGACUGAGUCAGCCGAUGAUACUACACCAACAGCUGAAUCAACUAAAGAAGAUGAAACACCCGAGGAAGUCGAAGCAACUAAAGAUACUCAAGAAACUAAAUUAUCUGAUACUUCCGAUCGGGCCGCUGUAUCUAAAGAAGCUGAAACUGAGAAAGAAAACACCGAAAGUGCUGCGGCUGAGAAAGGCAUUGACGCAGUAGCAACUAAGGUUGAAACAGGCAGCGAGUUAACAGUGAAGUCUCCUGAAGGUGGACUUGAAGAAUCACCAACCACAAAACCAGAAAAGAAAGCUGAUGUUAUCGAUGAAUUUGAUGAUUUGGAAGACAUUUCUCCAGAAGAAAUUCGCAAACAUCUUGAAUUGCAACCAAUUUAUAUCUUUACUUCAUUAGCCGGUGGCGCUCAAAUUAUUCCACGGACCAACAGACUAGCAACAAUAUUGCAAGCUAAUGGAAUUAAAUUUGAAUAUAGAGAUUUGGGUACUGAUGAAGAAGCUAAAAAGAUUUGGCGUCGACAGGCUGCUGGUAAGACUUUGCCAGGUGUGGUUAGAGGUGACGAUUUUGUUGGAAAUUGGCAAGAAAUUGAUGAGGCUAACGAAGAAUAUCAAGUGAAGGAUUUAUUGUAUAGCUUUUAG